GGGCCAACUGUAUCUGUGAACGCAUAGAGAAAGGGUCAAGAACAGACAGUUUGUCACCUGUCUUCUUUGUUGCAUCUACAAAAACCUGGAAGGAAAAGCACAAAAACGUCUGUCACUGUUAAAAUUAUGUAGCUGUUACUGUCCUUGGCCUGGGCAGGGUAGGGUUCCUGCCCAGCUUCAGGUCUGGGGCUUUAUGGACAUCAAUACGAUUUGGAUUCUAGUGCUCCAGCCUCAUUUCACAAUGACUAAUUUAAACUCAUGGUUUAGGGAGCAAUGGUUCUAUCUUUGAGUCACUGACCAUGAAGAAUAUAGUCCAUUUCUUAAUUAUAAGUGUCUUAUGUCAUGAAAUCAGAUGUCAAAAUCCAGGAAAUGUUCAGGAAAUAAGGCCCAGUUUUCACAUAAUAGCUGAUCAUGCGUAGGGGAACACAUACACACCCCUCCCUUCACUCUUGGGUGUCUGGCUAAUCAGGGACCAUGGCGGAAGGAGAACCGGGUGGCGCUCCUGAGCUCUUCCUGCUUUCUCACAUUGUCCCUGGGCCCCAGGCUCCUCCUCCUUGUUCUUGCAUGCGGUUCUGUAGGUUGUGCAGGCGGAGACACAGCCCUGGAGCCUGGUUUCCUGGGGGUGGACCUGGCUGGGGGAUGCCUGCUGGCCUUUCUGCAGCUCAGCUGUUGUGCAGCAGGGUGCGGGAGCGCAGUGAUCGGGAGCAGCGCAUGCAGGCGCAGUGGGAGCGUGAGGAGCGCGAGGAGCGGGAGGAGCGCGAGCGGCUGGAGUUUGCCCGGGAGAGGCUGGCCUUCCAGAGGCAGCGGCUGGAGCGGGAGCGCAUGGAGCGGGAGCGGCUGGAGCGCGAGCGCAUGCACGUGGAGCACGAGCGCAGGCGCGAGCAGGAGCGCAUCCACCGUGAGCGCGAGGAGCUGCGGCGCUAUGAGCAGGAACGGCGGCCUACAGUGCGGCGGCCCUACGACCUGGACGGCCGGCGAGAUGAUGCCUACUGGCCAGAGGCCAAGCGGGCUGCCCUGGAUGAGCGCUACCACUCUGACUUCAACCGCCAGGAUCGCUUCCAUGACUUUGACCACAGGGACCGAGGCCGCUACCCCGACCACUCGGUGGACAGGAGAGAAGGUUCAAGGUCAAUGAUGGGAGAAAGAGAAGGACAGGUAAGUCAGAAGCUACAGUUGUAGCCACAGCUUUUCCCACAGCGUUGCUUCCUUUCCCCUCUGCUCACAUCCUCCUUCCUCCCACUGGAGUGAGAGGAAAAGUGAGGGAAGGAAAAGCAGAGCACCUUUGUGUUUGGGAUGAAAAUGUGGGAUGUUUGUGCUUGGUCUUGGCCUUGAAUCCAGAGAGUUACUCUGAAGCCUCUUUUGGCCCAGACCCUGACUGAGUUUG
This is a messenger RNA of Propithecus coquereli (Coquerel's sifaka), 1384 nucleotides long. RefSeq names its product scaffold attachment factor B1-like. Gene Ontology annotation, molecular function: sequence-specific DNA binding. Gene Ontology annotation, biological process: regulation of transcription by RNA polymerase II; regulation of mRNA processing. Lineage: Eukaryota; Metazoa; Chordata; Mammalia; Primates; Indriidae. The coding region runs from base 475 to 1179 and encodes 234 amino acids. The record is from RefSeq and is a predicted model, not a curated record. The transcript is spliced from 3 exons. Gene Ontology annotation, cellular component: nucleus.